Molecule: messenger RNA, 3177 nt
Organism: Anguilla rostrata (American eel)
Lineage: Eukaryota; Metazoa; Chordata; Actinopteri; Anguilliformes; Anguillidae
Gene: afg3l1
Product: AFG3-like AAA ATPase 1
Exons: 17
Coding region: 128-2554 (808 amino acids)
Biological process (GO): mitochondrial protein processing
Cellular component (GO): membrane; m-AAA complex
Molecular function (GO): ATP binding; ATP hydrolysis activity; zinc ion binding
Source: RefSeq, a predicted model, not a curated record
UCUGAACUACAGUGACAUUGUAUUUGCAGCUGUUGGACGUGCAGAUGGUUUCCACACUGCUAGCUAGUCAUCUAGCUAGCCACUAACGACAGACUCGGGGGUGGUAGGGGCAAGUGGUGUUGGGACGAUGGCUUACAUAAUGGGGUUGCUCUCCGCUUCUACUGGACCCUUCAGGGUUGGGUUGAGGGCAUGGGGUACCAGAUAUUCCGUGAUGGCAGCCCGGACAUUUUUAAUGACGGGAUAUCGUGGCGCGGCUACAGGAGACUUUGCACUACAUCGAAUCAAGUAUUUGGGAUCACAUGAAAACGUGCGCUUGACUCAUCGUCUACUUUCCUCAAACAAGCCGCCGAAAGGGUUUGAAAAGUUUUUUCCAAAGAGUGAAAAUGCGCCUGGGGUCAACAAAUCAACUGGAGAGCCAAAAGAGGUGAAGGCUGAGUCGCGUGGCAAUGGAGGGGGGCCAGGUGGAGGAGGUGGAGGAGGAGGAGGAGGAGGAGGAGGAGGAGGAGGGAAGAAAGGUGGGAAGAAGGAGGAUGCAAACUGGUGGACACGACUGCAAAAGGGCGACCUUCCCUGGGAUGAGAAGGAUUUCCGGUACCUGGCAGUUGCAGCUGGGGGUCUGUUCUCUACGUUCAUGUACUUCUAUUUCAGAGACACUGGAAGAGAGAUCACCUGGAAGGACUUUGUACAUCACUACCUUGGUAGAGGACUGGUCGACCGCCUUGAAGUUGUCAACAAACAGUUUGUGCGAGUCAUUCCAGUGCGUGCAGCGAACACAUCAGAUGUGAGCUAUGUCUGGUUCAACAUCGGCAGCGUGGACACAUUUGAGCGGAAUCUGGAGGCUGCGCAGCAGGAGAUGGGCAUGGAGCCGUCUCACAGGGUGGCUGUGGUUUACAGCACUGAGAGUGAUGGGUCGUUCAUGAUGAGCAUGAUUCCUACCCUGCUACUGAUUGGCUUCUUGCUCUUCACACUGCGACGGGGACCAAUGGCAGGAGGAGGUGGUGGAAGAGGGGGCGGGCUCUUCAGCAUGAGUGAAUCCACAGCCAAAAUGAUGAAGGACAACAUUAGCGUCAAGUUCAAGGAUGUGGCUGGAUGUGAGGAGGCUAAGCUGGAGAUCCUGGAGUUUGUCAAUUUCCUGAAGAACCCCAAACAGUACCAGGACCUGGGUGCCAAAAUUCCCAAGGGAGCCGUGCUGUCGGGGCCCCCCGGGACAGGAAAAACUCUGCUGGCGAAGGCCACCGCUGGGGAGGCCAACGUGCCCUUCAUCACCGUCAACGGCUCCGAGUUCCUGGAAAUGUUUGUGGGCGUGGGACCUGCUCGGGUGAGGGACAUGUUUGCCAUGGCUCGGAAGAACGCUCCCUGCAUCCUCUUCAUCGACGAGAUCGAUGCGGUGGGCAGAAAGCGGGGCAGGGGCAACUUCGGGGGUCAGAGCGAGCAGGAGAACACCCUCAACCAGCUGCUGGUGGAGAUGGACGGGUUCAACACCAGCACUAAUGUGGUCGUCCUGGCUGGAACCAACCGGCCUGACAUCCUGGACCCAGCCCUGAUGAGGCCCGGCCGGUUUGACAGGCAGAUCUACAUAGGCCCUCCGGACAUCAAGGGCAGAGCCUCCAUCUUCAAGGUCCACCUGCGUCCCCUCAAGCUGCACGCCAGUGUCGACGGAGACGCGCUCGCCCGAAAACUGGCAGCCCUCACCCCUGGCUUCACCGGAGCGGAUAUCGCUAACGUCUGCAACGAGGCCGCGCUCAUCGCCGCCCGGCAUCUCAACGAGAGCAUUAACGGCAAGCACUUCGAGCAGGCCAUCGAGCGAGUCAUCGGAGGCUUGGAGAAGAAGACGCAGGUCCUCCAGCCCGCGGAGAAGAAGACGGUGGCGUACCACGAGGCCGGCCACGCCGUCACGGGCUGGUUCCUGGAGCACGCCGAUCCCCUGCUCAAGGUGUCCAUCAUUCCUCGGGGGAAGGGCCUGGGGUACGCGCAGUACCUGCCCAAGGAGCAGUACCUGUACAGCCGCGAGCAGCUCUUCGACCGCAUGUGCAUGAUGCUGGGGGGCCGGGUGGCCGAGCAGGUCUUCUUCGGCCGCAUCACCACGGGGGCCCAGGACGACCUGAAGAAGGUCACGCAGUCCGCCUACGCACAGAUCGUGCAGUUCGGGAUGAGCGACAAGGUGGGCCAGGUGUCCUUCGACCUGCCGAGGCAGGGCGAGAUGGUGAUGGAGAAGCCCUACAGCGAGGCCACGGCCCAGCUGAUCGACGAGGAGGUGCGCUCGCUCAUCAACCGUGCCUUCGAGAGGACGCUGGCGCUCGUGCUGGAGAAGAAGGACGUGGUGGAGCAGGUGGGGAAGAGGCUCCUGGAGAAGGAGGUCCUGGACAAGGCGGACAUGCUGGAGCUGCUGGGCCCGCGGCCCUUCGAGGAGAAGUCCACGUACGAGGACUUUGUGGAGGGCACCGGGAGCUUCGAGGAGGACACCAGCCUGCCGGAAGGCCUGAAAAACUGGAACGAGGAGGCGGGAGUCAGCCAGGAGGAGGCUCCCCGCACGCAGGAGAAGCAAGCACUGUAGAGGGGGGGGCGGGGUGUGUCAGAACGAGAGAGAGAGACGGUGGAACGUCGUCUUCCUGAACCAGGCCUGCGGAGGCGAGAGUUUGCCCUGCAAAUGGGACUGCAGCAGAGGUUUGGGUUUGAGAGCUCCCCACAACGCGGGAACAAGUGCAAGAGGGGACUUCUCUUUGUUUUCUCGUCCUUUGUGGUUAUUUAGCCGGAAAUAGUCCCUCCUCAUGACUGAAGUGAGCAUCAUUAAAACAGACGAAUGUUCUGCAUUGCCUUAACUUGGAGCUGCCUUGUUCUGGCAGUUCUGAGGUAUCGUGAGCAUCUGACUGUCCUGUACAAGAGCUUCGGCCCAGCAGUGCAUCGAGCAUAUUGGGAUGUUCCAGUUGUGUUUAGUUCCCCUUGUUGACAGCCCAAUGAACCUCUUCAGGAACGAAUUUACUGGCUUUUUGUGUCAUAGAGAUGGAUUUCUAGUGCCGUGUGGUGAUUUUAUUCCUAAAUCACACUUUCUUUUUUGCUGCUUUUAGCAAUGGAGUUUUUGUAUAAAAAGUGUAUAUAUUUAAAAUGGCCUGAAAGGAUGAAAUAUGACUGAUCCUUGUGACUGUUCUGAAAGACCAAUUAAAUUGUGGUACAUUUCAA